This is a messenger RNA of Neodiprion virginianus, 7699 nucleotides long. RefSeq lists its product as uncharacterized. The transcript has 7 exons. Lineage: Eukaryota; Metazoa; Arthropoda; Insecta; Hymenoptera; Diprionidae. The record is from RefSeq and is a predicted model, not a curated record. The coding region runs from base 186 to 5450 and encodes 1754 amino acids.
CCCAUUGGAUAUCCAGUGGAUGGCCAAAAAACGACAGAUAACGAAGACCAGUGUCGUUGUUAGAAGCAGGAGGGGAACAACGGGAGCACGGGAAUCGCGAUGGAGACAGCUAUACUUUGAUUUCAAAAAAUUAAACGUCUUUACGUAGCGUUUUACGUAUUCAAAAGACGGUUGUUUGUUACGCGAUGAGUGAAGCAAAUCAGGAAACGUCCGUAACGAGCACCCAGGAUCGGAUAACGCCAGUUGAAGUUAAUGAAAAUGGAACGGCACUUGAAAAAAAUGAAGAGAGUAAGGCUGAAUAUGAAGGAAGUAAAUCGACUGUUGAAGAACUGUUCCCUUGGAUUUCAGAAUUCAAGAAAAAGUGUAGGUGCCUUCUGGCUCAGCCCAAUAUCGUCUCGUUAAUAAAGCUCAUGAAAUUCUACGCCAGAAAUGUGAGCGUUAACGUUACCGAAUGUUACACCAAACCUUAUAGGGCAGCCAAAUUAAAAGAUUCGAUUAGCGAGACGUUGCUUUUCUUUUUAUUCUUCUAUCGAGAACUUGUAGAGAUAUGCGAUAGAAAUUCAUACCUGGAUAAGAUGUCGGAUUUAUUGGCGAUGUACAUGGAUAUGGAACUGAAGGCAUCUCGGCGAGGGAAAGAACACCACAGCAAAAUUGCCGCCCGUCUAACGUCUUGCCUCUUUGUUUACCUUGAAAACUCAAACGAUCACAUUCUGGAUACAUUCAUCAAAGCAAAAUUCAUCAAUCGGAAUUACCAUGAUAUCUUGGAUCCAAUCCUAACAAAAAUAUCCAAGACUAUACCUGCACGACAUAAUUGUGACACAAUGUAUGUUCGUUACCUGUUGAUCUACCGGCUUUGGAAAAAAGUAAAUAGCAACGCGACCGUGAAGAAUCAGAUAAAUUCAACAGCCAUUUCACACCUAGGGCCACCUCCCGUGUGUCCGACACCAUUUCUGGCCAAAUAUGUGCUGCCAAAGGUUCCAAAAUCUCAGGCAAAUUCGACUAAAUUUCUUUUACUACACAAAUUUGAUAUAGAACAGUCGUGCAAAUUAUUUAUCCAAUACUGCAAGGAAAAUCGAGAGGAUGAAGAUCAGGGUGACCUUGGUAAACCAAAUUUCACUCCAAACGUACCUAGCUUGGAUAACUUGGAAGUGUUGGGAGGCAGUGGCAUGUGCAGAGAUACGAACCACAUUGACAAUCUGAACGACAAUGUCAAUAUACCAGGUGCAGAAACAUGCCAGCGAAAUUUGGUGAAAACAAACUGCAUCUGCAGCGGCAGCGGGAUUUGUAUGGGAAAAUGUUCAGCCCAAGAAGGUACGAAAUCGGUAAAUAACAUGAAAACAAAACAUGAGUCUAGUAAAGUAAUACCAUUGAAGCCGCAUAAACCUGGAAAAGUAUCGCCAAGACCUAAAUCAAAGAAGACAGGUGACAUUCUGUACAUUGAUUUAACGACCGAAGAAAUAACGGAAAAAGUUAUAAAAAAGAAGAAGCAGCUCAAGCUGCACUGGCUGGCAGAAGUGAAGAAGAAACUUAACACGAAAAGUGUAAAAACAGGGGAAAAAAAGAAGAAAGCUCAAUCUGAUGCGAGCAAUUCAUUUAACAACUUACCACUCCCUGGUAUAAUUGACAGCACCUCGGCUAAGUCUUUGUCGACUGCGACUACUCCAGAGCCUUCGGUUUUGCCAGUUAAUGAUGUCACUAAUCCUGUUUCACCCGCAUCGUUGCCAAGUGUGACGACGCAAGUGCCUGAAAAUUGCGUAUUGUCAAACUUUGCAAAUGACUUUGUUCCUGCAGAAAAUUUAGCGAACUCUAAUAAAGACAAAACGCCUGAGUUUGUUGAGAAACUGACGACGUGUGGAGCAACAAAGACAGUUACAAUUCCUUGCACAGAUUCUAGUCACAUGUUAAAGCGUGAUACAAAUUGCAACAAUUCGUUGUCCGAAAUCCAAUCAGAAACAUCUGUUGCUCAAUUGUCCAAUACUUUAAGUCAUAUGUGCGAAACUUAUGACGAUGACAGCAGCACUACCGAUAACAAUAGUAAGAAUCACGUGAACAGUCCAUCUAAACAAAAUGAAACAGGUACUCUAACUGCUUCCACUGAAAACGACGGCAUGUCCAUGGUCCACAAACAAGUAUUAAGUACAGAAAGAGAAGAGAUUUGUGAAACAUCUGAAGUUUACAGAAGUCCUUCGCAGAGCUCCGAUGUCGCUGUCAUUUUCACUCGAGAUGCUUCGGAUGUGGCAAUUGUCGAUCUUGAUGAAUAUGCAGAGGACAAUACUGAAAUAAGCGAGUCGUGCGAGAAUUCUAAUAUCACUUCUGAGAUUGAAAACAUAAGACUGGACUCGUCGUUAUCCAGCUACUUCACGGGCGAUGCGAUACGUGAGAAUAAUAUCAGGAACGAUUUACCAAGGAUUAAAGAUGAGUUUAAUAAUGAUCUAACGAACAUAACUUUCCACACUAAUAAACUUAGAUUAACAAACUCUGGCGAAACGUAUUUAAAUACGCUGAAUGAUACUGUGCAAGAGCAGUCGGUAGACGACGAGAAUAAGUCAGGUAAAAUUCAGAAUGUAAUAAACUUUGCUGUGAAAGAGGAAAGCACUAAUAACGUUGCCGCCUUUGAAGUCAUUGAUUCUGAGAAUACAAACUCUGCUAAAUUUCAUCUGCAAGACAACGUAAAUCAGAUUAUUGUAGAUGCAAUCAAAGAACCAGAAGUAGAUAAUAAAAUAAUGAUUGCGAUAGAAAAGGAAGAAGAAGUGGACUCCUAUCAUUGUCAGAUUGAGCAGAAUACCGAAGAAAGUUUUGAAAAAUCUGAUCCUAUUAAGUACGAUAUUAUGAAACAGUAUGAUUACAAAUCUAGUGAAGGCGAUCAAUUUGAUGGUACGGAAUUAACGAAAUUCACUGAGUUAGAGAUCGUCGAAAGACAGCAGCAUGAUUUUAAAAACAAGGAAUCUAAGUCUGAAACUGCAGAUAAAUUGACGACUAGCGUGGAGAAUGAAUAUGUCGAUGAACAGACAUUGAUACCAAAGAUAAACGAAACUUUGAUUUGUACUGAGAAUAUUGACGAUAAUAUUCAUGAUAUUUCGAAUGAUCUAUUAGCGAGUCAAGAGUCUCAAUUUCGUGAAAAUAUUGACGGCUUAUCACUGCUGGCCAGUGUAUCACAGCAUGUAUCCAACCUUGAGUAUUCUGAGAAAUCGCUAACUAAACCAAAAAUUGUAGACGAAGAAAUUUCGUGUCUUGCCACGAAAAUUAAAAGAAGUCAUUUAUUGAGGAAUAAGGGUGUGAUCAAAGAAGUCAGUAAUGAAAUCUUGCUUGACGUAAAUAACACCAUCAGCUGUAAGAGUAUCAACGAAAUACAGGAUAUAUGGCAAAAAAUAAACGACAAUAAAAUCCACGGGACUGACUUGGGGUUAGAAAGCUCAUAUAAUAAUAUAACAGAAAAUGAAUCUUUAGACAUGAUUCCUCUUGUUCUAGAAACAACGGUGGAUCUCAAUUCAAGUACACUGCAUAACAAUAUGAUCUCAGUUGAUAACGUAACGCAGAUGAUUAAGGACAGUACAAACGUUAUAGUUAACGGAGAGACCGUUGUUCUGUUACAAAAAUCGCCAAACAGUAAUUUAUAUAUUAUCAACAAAGCUAGCGAUAAUACAGCCGAGUGUUUGGACGAGGAUAAGAAGAGCACCACUAAUACAACCAAAAGGAUCUCUACAGCUAUGCGCGAUAUUAUGAACCACAUUCCGAUAAAUCUCUCGAGAAAGAACACGGAUCGUCAAGAUGGAGGGAAAAUUCAACGUUAUAAAGUGCAUACUGUUGGUAAGAACAGAGUUUCCAGACAGUUAAAAUCAGUCAUUGAUAGGUGUAGCCAACACAGAAAUAAAUCGGAUAUCGGAUAUAUUAAGAAGGAAAUUCUGAGCAAAAGUAACUACGAUGAGAUCUUUAGACAGCGAAGUACCGAUACACCGCAAUCUGUGAUAGAGUUAGAGUCUAUCGAACAACCGCUGCCACCGGUAACCAGACUCACUGAAACGCCGACCGAUGUUCAGAUGACGACGAAUCAGCGGGUCAGUCAAGAAUCUGGUGUGAUUAAUAUGACAACAACUGGAAGAUUGAGCGGGAAAUUAUCAAGUAAGAAGCAUGAAGAUAAAGCUAAAGGUACGUCGAUUGAAAAUGUAACAUUUAAACAUAAUAUAAAACAAGAAUUUGAAAGCUGUGUCGACGGCUCGACUACCGAAAGAUCAUCCUGCUAUGGAAGUCAAUUAACGCCUGGCGAUUUUCAUCUGCAGGUAUCGAAAAAAAAUUAUAAUAAUAUUAAUUCCAGUAACAUGUUGCCUUUAAACCCAAGAAGCCCACCUAAAAUUCCACAUGUCUAUAGCACAGUGACUACAUCUGCAAAUUUGUACAGUCUUGAACAUGAGCACUGUGACUGUGCACCUUGUAAUAUGAAGGUGAGUUCUUCCCAGCCGUAUCAAACAAUCCCACAACCUAUUCCGACUUGUCAACUGUCCCAUUGUGCUUGUUUGAAAUGUGCUUACGAGUUACAUUACAGACAAUAUCUACCCCACUCUUCCUAUCUUCAAACGAAUUCCUACUUUGUCCCUACCGAUGCUAAACCAACAUCUAAAAACAAUGUUGUACAAGAAAAGGCGUUGAAGCUGACCGAAGCAGUUUUGGCAAAAUUCGACGACGAUCAGUUGCUGCAUAAAAUUGAACAGAGUAUUAUAGAUAAUAAGGUAUCAAACCCGACCAAUGCUAAAAAUAACGUUCCAGACGUGAAGUAUAAACCUGAAUUCGAUAGUAAAUUACCUUUGAAAAAGAGACUAAAAGCCCAUGCAAUGAUGUCGAUGAGUUAUCAAGACACACCGAUAAAACUUGAAAAAGUUGAAAACUAUCCAGGGACACCGAUGAUGUCCAUAGCGGCGCUGGAAGCCAGAAAUCUCACGCAGAAUGCCGUCCCUGUUUUCGAACAAAAACCAACGAUGCCUUCCGCAGUAAUAGAAUUAUCUCCUCGACUCAAAGACGAUUCAUCUCAUCACACUACGGAGAUGAUAAGAAGGGAUUAUUUGAAGGAUACUUCGCUUACUUCGAUAGGAAAUUGCGCCAACGUGGAUGAGAAAACAAGAAAAAUGAAUCAUCAUCGGCGUCAAACUGCUGCUGAAGUGAACGUUACAGCGUCCGGAUGUCAGAAAAGUUUUAAAACCCCGGCCCAGCGUAAAGAGAUCUCAAUUCAAUCGCCAACUUCGUUGAAAAGAAAAACUACCACCGUUCCCAACCACCCAAAGAGUCCUAAAAAAGUGAAAAAGGCAAACGUUGGUAAAACUAAAGGUAGACAAACCAGAAGCUCUACAAGAAACAUUCCCAAAGUGGAUUACAACUACGAUGGUAUAAUUGAUCUUGCCGAUCCUAAAUUGAACACGUUUACUGAAUUGAAACGUAAACGUAAAAAGACUGGCCGAUGAUUAAUACUAUUUGACAUGGAGAAGUGAGAACGAUUAUUGUUAUAAGAUAUAAAAUAAGCGAGGAGAAAAGAUCGUUGCAUGGGCUAUUUAAAAUUCAAAUCCUAAUAUUUGUGUAUAUAGUUGUAAUUAAGCCAUAACAGGAAGAUUCUAGAUGACAUAACGCCUCGUCAGAAGAUGGAACAAUGAAGAUUUAAUACAUCAGCAUUUCCUCAUGAAGAUAACGAGUCGCGCCAGAGAAGAAGCAGGAUCGUCUUCACUGGAAGAUAUUUGAAAGAAACAUUGUUGAUUCUAUAUUUUCAAAGUAUUAAGGACUUGAGUUACAAAAAAAAAACCGUCAAAAUUUUUCAUAAUCUAUCAAGUAUAUAUAUAUAUACUUACUACCAGCUGAUAAAUUUUCGAAAAAAAAAAAAAUGGAAAAUCGAGACAUAUGCGUCCCAUAAAAGAAUGUAAAUAGAAACAUGUAUAUACUCAAACACAUGUAUGCAAACAUACAUGAUAUUUUUCACUUCAGGAAAUAUUGCAUGGGUCAAAUAAAUAACAAAUUCUCAUUUUUACUUUGGAGAAAAGAAACAAGAAAACAAAAAGCGGUAAAAAAAAAACAGCGAAUUUUAUGCAAAUUAAUAAGCUGUGAGAGUAGAAUCUUUUCUGUGUUUGAAAAAUUGCAAAGUUAAUAUUGGUGUAGAGAUCUUGUUUGAAAAAAAUAUUUAUACAGUCAUUAGUAGAUUUUAUAUUUAAAAAAAAAAAAAAAGAUAAUAGUAUUUAUAGUAAAUUCUGGCAUCGAUACUACUCCUACUACUUCUACUACUAGUACUACUACUACUACGUCUGCCUGGAGGUAAGACCACUUUAUCCUGUGAUAAAAUAAUCUAGAAAAUAUGUGUGUUACCACAAUAUUGUGGAAGAAAAAUCUAUUCGUGAUAUAUGAAAGCGUUAGAAAUUGAUGUUUCACAAAGAUAAAACUUAUAGGUGCAUGAUUUGCGGAUUAGAAGAUUAUAACUUUGCUAAAGGCAAAGAACAGAAAGAGAGAAAUUUAUCGAUGUUUUUUUUUUAUUUAUUUAUUUUUUUUUUUUUUCUAAAAUUCAUUGUUAUAUCUACGCACUUUUAACGUGCUAUGGUGAUAUUAAGGUGAUCUAUUGAUCCAGAUACGGCAAAGAAGUUAUUUUACCUUAAAUUUUAGGAAAACAAAAAAAAAUUAUAAUUUUCCAAAUUUUAUUUAUCUACCUUUAUUGAUGUUUAUUGGCUGUUUAUCGAAAUUUCGCCAACACUAUUAUUAAUAUUAUUACUAUUAAUAUUACUACAUUUGUUAUGUUUUAUUUUUACGCGUAUUCGAACGUACUAUAUCGGACAAUUACAAUACAAGUUAUUUCCAUAGUGUCUAUAUCGAAUUCCAGUGCGAUUACUCUUGAAAGAAAAUUAAUAGAAAAAAUGGUAACGAAGAUGAUAUGAGAACGUUUCAUUGAACGUUUACAAGGAUACUACUUAAAAAGCCUUUCUUCAAAUUUACCUUAUUGUGGGUAUACAAAAGUAUGAAAAUUACAAUAUAUUUUUGGAGAGAAUUUUAAUAUAAAUCAUUUAAACUGAUUAAUUAAUAAUGUCGAAUAACAUAUUGUUAAAUGUGUGUCGCGGAUUUUUAUUGCAACUCAGCCACCUAAAGAAAAGCGACCCCGAAUACACUGUGUGCACAAUAAUUUGGCGACCCACGAUUAAAGCUAUAAAAAUUGAUCUUCCAAAAGAUACAUGCCUACAUACUAAUACAAAACGCAAUUUUGUGAAGAAAAAGAAUAAGAGACACUCAUACGCUACGCGAUACACAAAAAAAGAAACAAAAUACUCGAUUCGCCCUUCGCGAUUUCAAAAGCCAAAAAUAAAGAAAUGGAGGCAAAAUGUCACAUAAAUCUGAAAUCUAAUUGCGCUAGUCGCCCUCUCAAUAUUAAACAAAAUUAACAAGAACAAAAGAAAUUAUUCGAAUGCGAUAAUCGCGAUCGUAUUUACUAACCUACGGCGCUAAUCAUCACGGAUUUUGACUCAAUUUUAAUUACGGCGCUAUUCGUCAAACACAAAAAAAGAAGUAAGUGAACAGAGUCGAAUCUUGCAACUAAUCAUGGCGCUAAUCUGUCGAUUGCGCUAUUCGCAACGGCAUUACAGAACCUUAAUAAUUAUUCCGCUUCUCAGAAAAAUAAUCCUCAAUAUAACACAAGCUUGACUUAAGAGGGCUAACCGCGACGCAUUCGAAACUCUAAUAUUACUUU